AUGGCUGACGUGAAACACGACACGAUGGAUCGUCGUGUUGGCAACAAAUACCGCAUCGGCCGAAAGAUCGGUUCUGGGUCGUUUGGUGAAAUCUACUUAGGCACCAACAUCAUAUCUGGAGAAGAGAUUGCAGUCAAGCUUGAAUCUGUCAGAGCCAAACAUCCUCAGCUUGAGUACGAAACCCGUGUCUACAAGUCUCUGGCCGGCGGUGUGGGGAUCCCACGCGUCCGCUGGUUCGGUUUCGAGUGUGAAUACUAUGCCAUGGUGCUGGAUCUCCUCGGCCCAAGUUUAGAGGACCUCUUCAACUUCUGCAACCGAAAGUUCACGUUGAAGACCAUCCUUCUCCUCGCCGAUCAGCUCAUCUCCCGAAUCGAGUACAUCCACGACCGGUCCUUCCUCCACCGCGACAUCAAGCCCGAUAACUUCCUCAUGGGGAUUGGCAGGCGUAGCAACCAAGUCAACAUUAUUGAUUUCGGUCUGGCCAAGAAGUACCGGGAACCCAAGACUCAUUUCCAUAUUCCCUACCGAGAGAACAAGAACUUGACUGGUACUGCCCGGUAUGCUUCCAUCAACACUCACUUGGGUAUCGAGCAGUCCCGUCGUGACGAUUUAGAAUCUCUCGGUUACGUCAUGCUCUACUUCUGCCGCGGUUAUCUUCCCUGGCAGGGUCUACAGGCUGAUACCAAGAAGCAAAAAUAUGACCGCAUCAUGGAGAAGAAGAUGAACACUCCUACUGAGGUUUUAUGCCGCGACCUUCCCAACGAGUUUGCCAUCUACGUAAACUACACUCGCUCCCUCCGAUUCGAUGACAAACCCGACUAUAGGUACCUUCGCAGGAUCCUUCGCGAUGUCUUUGUUCGAGAGGGCUUUCGGUACGACUACGUCUUCGACUGGACCGUCUACACGUACCAGAAGAAUGCGCAGGCCGUUUCCCCGGCUGCUACUCUGGCCAACCCUUGA
Messenger RNA from Pochonia chlamydosporia 170, 960 nucleotides. Its product is annotated as casein kinase I isoform epsilon. Gene Ontology annotation, molecular function: protein serine/threonine kinase activity; ATP binding. The record is from RefSeq and is a predicted model, not a curated record. Lineage: Eukaryota; Fungi; Ascomycota; Sordariomycetes; Hypocreales; Clavicipitaceae. Gene Ontology annotation, cellular component: nucleus; cytoplasm. The transcript has 2 exons. Bases 1 to 960 code for a protein of 319 amino acids. Gene Ontology annotation, biological process: endocytosis; peptidyl-serine phosphorylation; signal transduction.